Messenger RNA from Puntigrus tetrazona (Sumatra barb), 1077 nucleotides. Its product is annotated as hyphal wall protein 1-like. The transcript is spliced from 2 exons. Lineage: Eukaryota; Metazoa; Chordata; Actinopteri; Cypriniformes; Cyprinidae. The coding region runs from base 102 to 620 and encodes 172 amino acids. The record is from RefSeq and is a predicted model, not a curated record.
GAGCGCAGGAGGGACACGGGCCACAUUGGGAGAACCUGCUAGGCAUCGUAUUUGAAGGAAAUCUCAUUCUCUGUGGCAUCUUUUACCGUUUUCUCUGCAUCAUGAAGUGCCUGAUCACACGAUUCUGGACAUUGGCUCUGCUGGUCUCCCAGGCUCAGAUUGGUGUUUCAAUGACUGUGCCAAAUAGUGUGGCAACAACUGAUGAUACUUCAAAUACAUUUCCAACUUUUCUGUCAACAAGUGAUGCAAGUUCAGCUACAAGCACAGAUACAACCGCUGUGCCAACAAUUGUAGAUUCGACAGCUCAACCCACUCGUCCAACACUUGAUACUUCACCCGCAAUAACCCUAAAAACUUCAGCUGCAUCUCGACCCACUGUGACGUUUGAAUCAGAUCCACCAACCACGUCUCCAUCUUCCACCAUGGGCUCUGCAGCGACCGAAUUUUCAAGCAACACUACUAAUACGACAAUGAUGACAAAUACCACGACGGCAGGGAAUGCCACGUUGACAACAGAAAAACAGACCUCAAUUUGGACGACUCCAUCAUCCAGCGACUCGCUGACAGUCACCGCCAUCAGCUAUACUCUAUCCAUGCUGCUGUACGUGAUCUUGAACUGAGCGCUACCUGAAAUCAGCCCCGGACUAAAGAAAAGCAUGACUGUUUUACAACCAACUCUAGUAUAUAAUUAAUAUAUAAAGGUACAGACUAUAUGUAUACAUUUAUAUAUAAAUGACUAGUAUAUUAAUGGUCAUUACAUUUACAGUACUAUAAGACAAAACUAGUGUAUUAGGUAAUAGUUUAAUUGAUUGUUGUAAUAACACAAGCUUAACAGCUCAACCUUAACAGCUUAAAAACUAGAAAAUAUUCUUGGUAACAAAUAAACUCUAUGCAUGAAUUUAUGUAAUUUGUUUUUAAAUAAUUUUUUUGAACGAAUGAGUUCAAGGAGUAAGAAGCGCAGACAAUAAGUGUCCAUACAUACAAAGUGGCUUUAUUAGCUUCCUUAAAACUGCAUCUAAUAUUUAAAAUGAAACAUUUAUAGUUUAAAAUAAAAAUGUCUGAAAUUAAAAAAAAAAA